AUGGAGCAUUUAGCACGUGCUGAGGAAGCUCUUUCUAGUCUUAAAUUAUUAAUACACCUCUAUCAAGAAGGAUUACCUCUUGAUGGAUCUUCUGUAUCGGAAGAAGAGUCUCAUAUCUCAACAAUUUCGUACGUCAGCAAUGAGAAAUCCGGAAUGUCACCAAGUACAAAGGAAUCAAUUAAGAGCAUCGAUGAAACUGAUAAAAAACUUCGUAUUUCACAAGAAAAGCGCGCGAAUAAAUUAAAAGAAAAAACAUCAAAAUCAUCAUCUCCAAAGGCAGAAAAAGAGUCAGGUAGUCGAAAGAGUCCAUUAAAAUAUAAUGGUCCUGAAACAAAACCAAAUAUUAAAGCAAAUUACUCUCCUGAAGCAAGCGGAAAUUCAACACUUUCAGCUUAUUCCAACAGUAAAGGUGGUGUUGCAAGUUCCCAAGCUGUUGGUGGAGAAUUUAGCUCUGAUAAUAUCAUUGCUCAAGAUGAUCACCUUCCUCCUUACAAUCCAGACAUUGACGCUCUUGAUUCUGAUGAAUUCAAUGAGAGAAUCAGGCGCAUUGCCAAUUCUAAUUCUUCUUCUCCAAAAACGGAUAAUACUCUUUCAUCUCCUUCAAAGAGCGCGCAGGCAACACCACAAUCAAAUAAGUCACAGAACGAGUCUCAUCCAUCUAAAAACAAUUCUGUUACUCCAAAGAAUGACGGAAGCAAAGGUCAACAAGAUAGCAUCAUGGAAGAAGAAGAAUCCAAGGCAGAUUUGGAAGCACUCAAGGCUCAGCUUAACCUAAGUUCUGGAUCAUCAGAAGCUGCUGAAGAUCCAAAAGGAACUCUAAUGAACGUUUCUCCAAAAGCAGAAAACCUUCGUCCUGGCCAUUGGUCCGAAAUAGAAGAGGAUUCUGAUAGUCCUGCUGAAAAUGGAAACAGCUCCGAGUUGCAUCGUUUGGAUAUUCCUGUAGAUGAAGAAGAAUCAGAUUUCGUUCUUCAAUUAAACAGCGAGGGAUCUUCUGUGAUUAACGAACCUAUUGUCUUAGAGAUUCCUAAAGGUUUAUCUGAAGAAGAAUCGAAUUUUUCUGUGGAAGAUUUGUAA
Messenger RNA from Trichomonas vaginalis G3, 1074 nucleotides. RefSeq lists its product as uncharacterized. The transcript has a single exon. NCBI's taxonomy places the organism in Eukaryota, Parabasalia, Trichomonadida, Trichomonadidae. The coding region runs from base 1 to 1074 and encodes 357 amino acids. The record is from RefSeq and is a predicted model, not a curated record.